GCCCCAGAUAGGGGACCUGUGAUCACAUCAUGCUGAGCUCUAAUAAGUAGCAGUAUAUGAUUACAAACUAGUGGAGCCUCUGGGUUCCCAUCAGGAUAAGUACUGACUGAUGUUUCCUGCAGGAGGAGAUAUCAGGGAGAACCUGAAGGUGAUUCAGUCUGAGAAGUCGGUUUCUGUCUCUGCUGGAGCAUCAGCCACUCUGAACUGCACUGUGACCUCCCUGCUCCCUGUGGGGCCCAUUCAGUGGUUCAGGGGUACAGGGCAGAGUCGGCACCUAAUAUAUAGUUUCACAGGAGAACGGUUCCCCAGAGUCACAAAAAUUGCAGAUACUUCAAAGAGAAACAAUCUGGACUUUUCCAUCCGCAUCAGUAAUGUUACACCUGCUGACUCUGGUACCUACUACUGUGUGAAGAUCAACAGAGCAGACACUGACAAGGAGCUUCGGUCUGGGGGAGGCACAGUGCUGUAUGUGCUUGCAGCUACACAGAAGGAGCUGAAGGUGAUUCAGCCUGAGAAAUCAGUUUCUGUUGCUGCUGGAGACUCAGCCACUCUGAAUUGCACUGUGACCUCCUUGUUCCCUGUGGGACCCAUUCAGUUGUUCAGGGGUACAGGGCAGAGUCGGCACCCAAUAUAUAGUUUCACAGGAGAACGGUUCCCCAGAGUCACAAAUGUUGCAGAUGUUACAAAGAGAAACAACCUGGACUUCUCCAUCUGCAUCAAUAAUGUCACACCUGCUGACUCUGGAACCUACUACUGUGUGAAGUUCCAGAAGGCAGACUCUGACAAGGAGCUUCGGUCUGGGGGAGGCACAGUGCUGAAUGUGCUUGCUAACCCAUCUCCUCCUGUGGUUUUGGGCCCUGCAUCCAGAACUGUAGGUGAGCAGACAGUGAGCUACACAUGCAGGUCUCAUGGCUUCUCCCCUCAGAACAUCACAGUGAAGUGGUUCAAAAAUAGAAAUGAGCUCUCUCAUGUCCAAACUACUGUGAACCCUGAAGGAGAAAGCAACACCUACAGUGUCUUCAGCACAACCCGGGUGGUAGUGGUUGCUGAGGAUAUCUGUUCUCAGAUCAUCUGUGAGGUGGCCCAUGUCACCUUGCAAGGGGGCCCUCUCCUUGGAACUGCCAACUUGUCUGACAUCAUCAGAGUUCCACCCAUGCUGGAGAUCAGCCAGCAGCCAUCAGUUGUAUGGAAUCAGAUAAAUGUCACCUGCCAAGUGAAUAAGUUCUACCCUUCGAGACUUCGGCUAAUUUGGUUUGAGAAUGGAAAAGUAUCCCGGGUAGAAAAGCCUUCUACACUCACAGUAAACAAGGAUGGAACCUACAGCUGGACCAGCUGGCUCUUGGUGAAUGUAUCUGCCCGUGAGGAGGACAUAAUAUUCACCUGCCAAGUUGAACAUGAUGGACGGCCACCAGUCCUAAAAACCCACACUGUGGUGGCCAGUGCACAGCAGAGAGAACAAGGUAUUGGUGCUAUCUCUGAACUGAAGACAUCAGAUACUACUGAAGUCCUUGUAGCUCUGCUCCUUGGACCCAAACUGCUACUGGUAAUUGGUGUCUUUGCCAUCUACAUGCAUAAGAAGCAGAAGGCCUGA
Molecule: messenger RNA, 1591 nt
Organism: Peromyscus eremicus (cactus mouse)
Lineage: Eukaryota; Metazoa; Chordata; Mammalia; Rodentia; Cricetidae
Product: signal-regulatory protein beta-1-like
Exons: 5
Coding region: 110-1591 (493 amino acids)
Biological process (GO): positive regulation of phagocytosis; positive regulation of T cell activation
Cellular component (GO): plasma membrane
Source: RefSeq, a predicted model, not a curated record